AUGGGUAAUCUAACUAGUAAUACUAAUACUUCGACGUUUCUAUCUCGAUGGCCAACAAGUGGACAAGAUUCAACAUCAAAACAAAUUCAGAUAAGUACAGACAAAUCAGAUGGAAUUUAUUUUACAGGUGAAUAUUUAAGUGGUAUAGUGGAAAUCCCUAUUUCACACAUACAACAGCAUAUACGUAGUAAAAAUAAUCGAAAAUUAAUAGAAUUUCUUCGUCGAAAACCAUUAGGUGAUGAUAUUAUUAUAGAACUUGUUGGCAAUGCAACAUAUUCAGCUGAAGUUGAUUCAGCUGCAGAUAGUGAUGGACAUGCAACACAUAAAGUUAAUAUUUGUCGACAGCAUUGUUUUGUAACUAUUAAUCAAGAUAUUGAAAAAUUAUUUAUACAAAAUGAUAAUCAAGCUGAAACAUCGUUUGAUCAAACAACAAAUACAAUAUCUUCACCAUCGGAUACACAAGAUACAUCAUCAAUAUUACCAACAACAAUUAAAGGAACAUUUAAAUUACAUAUACCACAUGGCCUUCCACCGUCGUUAAAUAAUAAUCGUGCACCAUCAGUUAUCUACACAUUAGAAUUAAAUCUAUCAUCAAGUAGUUAUCGUUAUCAAAUACCGAUAAUAAUUAAUUCAAAAGGUUGUUUACCGUGUUCAACAACUGAUAUUGAAUUGAAUGGUAGUACUACUAGUCAACAUGAUAUUUGUUUACAAGCCUAUCUAUCAAAAAGAUUUUAUCGACCUGGUGAACAAAUACCUGUUCGAAUAAAUUAUACAAAUCCUCAACAACGUUCAAUUCGUUCAAUAACAGUUACACUUAUACAAUUCUAUCGUAUACAUCAUGAUGAAUAUCGUUCAGAAUUAGAUGGUAAAGAAUGGACAUUUGAUACUUCAAUAAUGUUACCACAACAAGAAUGGUCUGGUGAAGCUCGUUUACAAUUACCAUGUGCACCAUUACAAGCAUCAUUUUCAAAUCAAACUGUUGGUACAACACAACGAAUUGAAUAUGAAUUAGAUUAUAGAAUUUUUAUUGAAUUGUAUGAAAAAAAAGGCGAUAGUAUUCAUCUGACAUUACCAUCGAUUAACGUAACAUAUCAAACAUAA
Rotaria sp. Silwood1 is the source of this 1101-nucleotide messenger RNA. The record is from the annotation of a GenBank genome assembly. Lineage: Eukaryota; Metazoa; Rotifera; Eurotatoria; Philodinida; Philodinidae.